This is a messenger RNA of Cadophora gregata, 891 nucleotides long. RefSeq lists its product as uncharacterized. Gene Ontology annotation, cellular component: membrane. Gene Ontology annotation, biological process: carbohydrate transport; transmembrane transport. Gene Ontology annotation, molecular function: carbohydrate:proton symporter activity. Lineage: Eukaryota; Fungi; Ascomycota; Leotiomycetes; Helotiales; Ploettnerulaceae. The transcript has 5 exons. The record is from RefSeq and is a predicted model, not a curated record. Bases 1 to 891 code for a protein of 296 amino acids.
AUGAGUAUUCUCAGUCUUGUAGAGGAUAGGCCAACGCCAAAAUGCGUAUACAAUUUCCGAGUGUAUACAUGUGCGGCAGUAGCGGCAUUCUGUGCCGUGAUGAUUGGUUACGACAGUGCCUUCAUCGGUGGCACUCUCGCCCUCGACAGUUUCAAGAAAGAGUUCGACUGGGAACAGUAUUCCACGCACGAACAAAAUCUCAUUUCAGAAAAUAUCGUUUCGCUGUACCAAGCAGGUGCUUUCUUUGGAGCUUUCUUCGCCUAUGCUGCUGGUGACUACCUAGGACGAAAGAAGGGUCUUCAAAUUUUCGCUGGCAUCAUCUUCAUCCUUGGAGCUGGUCUCAUGCUUGGUGCCAAUAAAUCGAGAGGUCUUGGACUCAUCUACGGUGGUCGUGUGUUGGCGGGGAUUGGAGUUGGAGGUGCUUCGAAUUUGACACCAAUUUAUAUCUCGGAACUAUUACCACCUGCUAUUCGUGGACGGUUGGUUGGCCUAUAUGAAAUGGGCUGGCAGAUUGGAGGCGUGGUUGGCUUCUGGAUAAACUAUGGAAUCUCUGUGACCCUACCAGUGAACCACGAGCAAUGGAUAAUCCCCUUCGCCGUUCAAUUGAUUCCAGCGGGAUUGAUGUUUGUUGGUCUCUUUUUCAUCACAGAGUCACCCCGAUGGAUGAUGACACGAAAUCAACGCAUCAAAGCGCUCAACAAUCUUUGCUGGCUCCGAAAACUACCUUCGGAUCAUAUGUAUGUGCUUGAAGAGGUUUCAGCAAUCGAUGCUGCACUUGAGCAUCAGCAGUCGACAGUUGGGCUUGGCUUCUGGCAGCCAUUCAAAGCACUGGUCAAUGACAGCAAGGUUUCUUAUCGAUUUUUUCUCGGAUGCUCGCUGUUUUUCUGGUAG